Molecule: messenger RNA, 3369 nt
Organism: Anarrhichthys ocellatus (wolf-eel)
Lineage: Eukaryota; Metazoa; Chordata; Actinopteri; Perciformes; Anarhichadidae
Product: Rieske domain-containing protein
Exons: 3
Coding region: 403-807 (134 amino acids)
Molecular function (GO): 2 iron, 2 sulfur cluster binding
Source: RefSeq, a predicted model, not a curated record
CAGUAUUGUUUACCCGAAAUGUCUCUAAAGCUCUUUGAUUUAACAGGAAAGGCCAAUUUCUGCAAGCUGGAUCUAGCUGCUGCCUCAGCUUUGUGAUUAUUUUAGGAGCAGCUGUAUAUUAAAGUGAUACAUCUAAGAGAACGUAAUAAGGCUGUGCUGCUCGUUAGCUGUUAGCAGCCGUGCUCGUGCCUCUCGGUGUGACAGCGUCACGGCUCGCCGGCAGCAGGCUGCAGUCAGCCCGGAUGGAUGCAGCUCAGUCCCGCACCGCUGACCGUCGCACCGCUCGGCCCGGUGGAUAAAAACGGAGUAUAUUCUCCACCGAGAUAAACUGCCAAAUUGCAUUUUGCCGCCGAGAAGUAGCGCAAAUUGGAAAGACAACCCCGGCUCAUUUCGCUGUUCUUUAUGGCGUCUGGCUCCGGAGAUGAAGAGGGAACCACGGAGGGCGUCUCAUGGAGACUCAUAGGCCCGGUAGCGGGGCUCUCCACGAAGCGCUGCCGCCUCAUGUACUCCUCGCUCGGCCGCGACUCUGACGUCUGCCUCUUCUACGUGAAGGAGGAGUUCUUCGCCAUGGACGCUCGCUGUUCACAUUCCGGCGGUCCUCUGUGUGAGGGGGACAUCGAGGAGGCCGACGGAGUCCUGCAGGUCUUCUGUCCCUGGCACGACUACGACUUUGACCUCAGGACGGGGAAGUCAGGGACGUCCUUACAGCAACAAGUGUAUGAAGUCAAGCUGGAGGAUGGCAACGUGUACGUGAAGCACGCCAGUCGUCUCUCCCUGGAGCCUUUUCCUGCGGAGCCGAAGAGUUGAACAACCUCGGCGUCUAUUUUUAAGACUUGUUCCACAAACCCAAGCAAUCCGAAACAUUCCUCGGCCUUAUCUGUCUUUUUCACAGACCGCUUCUACUUUGAUUUCUGUAAGCUCAGGAUGACGUCGAAGAGGAUUGUCUCGAAGAGGACGUGACAUCAUGAAAUUUAGUUUUUCCUGCUUCCAUUCCAGGUAGAUUCUUCAUCACAGACGCUGAACAUGGAGAGCACCAGACGGUAGCAAAUAUGCAAAUAUGCAACAUGAAAACACUAAAUGUUACUUUUCUCACUAGAUGUUGAGAGAACUCACCAGCAUAUAGUAUUUUAUUAUUGGAAGGAUAAAACAAUUUGCCACUUGAUCAUUCUAGAUUUUUAAGGAUUCCUAAAGAUAUUAUUUCUGAUGAAAAUAUAACCGAGUCUAUUUAUUGCCUGUGUUGUUGCGCUUGUAUUGCAGAUCGUUUCUGUUUUUGGAGUACAGAAAAUACUCCCAAAUCUUCAAUUUAAAGCUACUGCAAGGAACUUUUAUUUUGUGUUGAUUUUGGCGGUCCUUGUGGACAAAAGCGGUAGGGUUCCCGAGAGCCAGAUUCCCUUAAGAAAACCUAAUUUUACUGCAAUAGGGUCUGACAGUCGGCUUCCGACUGCAGGUCGAAGGCGCCAGUGAAGCCGGAUCUGUCGGCGGUGGGCCGGUCGCUGCUGGAGGCACGGCUUGAGUCUGAGCUGAAGGAGCUUUUGGGUGAACCUGUCGGACCAGAUAACGGGUAUUAUAUCUAUAAAGAAAUAGCCGAUCUUCUCGCUGAAGGUCUUGUUUACUUACGUAGGUCAUAUAGUGGCAUCAGUAUUAAAUAUUAAGACAUUUAAAAGUUUCUCACUGUAACUUUUAAUACAAAAUCAAACCAUAAUUGCAAUGAGGGGAUGAAUUCACAAUGCAGUCAGACAUGAAGCCUUUGUGUCAUUAGAGGUGAUAUUAGAAGUCAUUACAAUACAUGCAAAAAGCAGAGAUAAUCUAGUGAUUUGUAACUGCAGUUCAAUUGGACAACAUGCCAAAAAUCAAUAGUACAGAUGAGUGAAAAACAAUCUUUUUACAAAACAAGUAGAUUUGAAUAAUCAGUUAUGUUUGUAAUGUUGAGCUCCUAACAGACUGCCAGUGCAGUUCAACAAGUAUUACAUCCAUGAGUAUAAAGUUUCCACUCAUUUCAGUGGAAGAAUCGGUACAAUCAUGUAACAGCGGAGACGUAAUUACAGUUUCUUUCUGCAGCUAAUGUCCAACUAUACUAAACAGUCUCAUUACCAUCAAUAACCCUCCUCCAUGUUUUCAACUCACUCGCUGAGUUGUGGCCUUUGGAUACAUUUAGACACUUAUUCCAGUGAUGUCGCGCAACAGAAACAGAAUUUGUAUUUCUGAACAGGUUUAAAAAAAAGAAUAAAUAAAACAAAAACGAAUAAAGUUCCAGCAAGUAGAACACACAUGAAGGGCACUGCAAUUAGGAUUGGUGGCGGUCCCGGAGUCAAGACGUCUCCAUCAGCGUUUCCCUCCGUUCGUGGUCUGUGCACUGACAGGUUUGUCUGUUACUGACGCAAUGGGACUCAAAAGAAAUGGUUAGUAAGGCGCCGGAGGAAGGUUCACGACCUGAAAUGCACCAUUGACUCAAGAAAAGUGUGUUUUUCUAGCUUUGUGUGUGUGUGUGUGUGUUUCUCUUUAUGUCUCAGCGGUGAGGGCACUCACUCACUAUAUUUUCUGGCAGAGGCACAGCACCCAGUCACGAAGGUGUCAGUAACGGUGUGACAUAACGCUCUCAUUUUCCUCCCUGCUGUGAUUCCUGCUGUGCAACUUUAUUACAAUAAUAAUUCCACUGGCUAAAAAUAUCUGUUGUGUGCAGCAUAACUCAUCACCUGCAGGGUAAUGGGCGUACACAACGGGGAUGCAGCUAUUUUGUGUCGGUAGAAAAGUGAAAGUAGAUUGUUCAGGAUGCUGCACAGGUCGGGAAGCUGCUUCUUACAUUCUUACCUCUUGAGAUCUUGAGUCUCGCUGAGAAACAGACAGCGUUCAGUUUAGCCUUUCACUACAUUUCCUCAAAAAGAUUUAAUGCAUUUUGCUUCUUGUUUAUGUGAAUUAUGUAUCUGGUCUUUAUGUUAAUUUUAACAACCUGAUCACUUGUACUGUAAACUGCUGUUUGCUGUUAACUAUAUUUAUUGUUGUGACUCAUGCAAAGCUGAAUAUUUAUCUGUAUUGUUUAAUUCACAAAAUUAUAUCUUGUAUUUCAAAGAAAAAAAACAUUUUCAUCAGAAAUGUGAAAUUGUUUAUUUUUUUGUGUCCUUAAUAUAUAAAACACAACUCAGAAAAUAUGAAUCAGAAGUUUACACAAAAUCAUUUAUUUACAGUUUCUUGUUCGUACAAUAAUAGUAGAUUUAAUACAAUACACAAUUUACACAUAAAAACUCGGAGAGAAACAAGAUCGGCAACACCAUGCAAUAGUUGAGAGUAUUAUCAGGAGAACAUUUAUGUAAUUCUUUAACUGGAAGUUAGGAAGUCUUCCUAGAGAACAGUGGACAAAAUCAAACUCCAGAA